Molecule: messenger RNA, 1488 nt
Organism: Penicillium digitatum Pd1
Lineage: Eukaryota; Fungi; Ascomycota; Eurotiomycetes; Eurotiales; Aspergillaceae
Product: C1 family peptidase
Biological process (GO): response to toxic substance; proteolysis; L-homocysteine catabolic process
Cellular component (GO): cytoplasm
Molecular function (GO): cysteine-type aminopeptidase activity
Source: RefSeq, a predicted model, not a curated record
AUGGGAACAGCUGUUUCUAAGCCUGUGGUUCACGAGAAACUGUCUCUGGCUAAAGAAGAAGCCAGGGCUGACAUGACUGAUCAAGCAUCCUGGGAAUCACCUCUGCCACCUUACUCCAUCCGAGAACGAGUUGUUCCUCUGACACUUCCUCGCCUAAAUGACUGGAACGAGACUCUGCUAAGCGAUCCAAAGAACCGCCUCGCGAUCUCAAGUUUCGCUGGCCACUCUUUUGCAGAUGUUCUCAUCAACCACAGCGCCCUUCAACUUGAUCAUCACAUCUUCAGCCUGACCGUGCCGGUAGAAGGGACACCGAUCACGAAUCAGCGUUCCUCCGGUCGUUGCUGGCUCUUCGCAGCGACCAAUAUCUUCCGUGUUCCGCUGAUCAAAGCCUAUCAACUAAAGGACUUCCAGCUCAGUCAGGCAUAUCUUUUUUAUUGGGAUAAGAUCGAGAAAGCAAAUUGGUUCUUCGAGCAGAUCAUCGCUACUGCCCACGAAGAUCUCUCUAGCCGAUUGGUGCAGAAACUUUGUGAAGAUCCAGUCACCGAUGGUGGGCAAUGGGAUAUGGUAGCCAACCUGGUGCAGAAAUACGGACUAGUUCCCCACACGCUCUAUCCAGAUAGCUAUCAUGCGCAGAAUAGUGCCAAGAUGAAUUGGCUCCUCACUGUCAAGCUGCGAGAGCAGGCCUUAGUCCUCCGUCAAUUGGCAGUUAAAGACUCGCCCUCGUUGGCCUCUACCAAGGAGCAAUUUCUGCAGGAAAUACACUCGCUAGUCACUCUGCUUUUGGGACCCCCACCGAGCCCGGAUAAAAAGUUUGUCUGGCAAUACUCCAAUGCCACUGGAACAGCUCGUGAGGUGCAACUGACCCCAAUGGAAUUCGCGGAGCAGGCUCUGCAGCCUCAGUCAAUCUCUCGGGGCCAACCCAUUGUCAGUGCCGGACGACUGUUCAGUCUAGUCAACGAUCCGCGACACGAGUUCAACCGGUUGCUGACGAUUGAGAGACUCGGCAACGUGGUGGAAGGGAGACCGAUCACGUAUGUUAAUGUAGAGAUCCAGACGCUCAAGACUGCAAUCAUCGCGAUGCUCCGGGCUGGACAUCCAGUCUUCUUUGGCUGCGAUGUGGGCAAAUUCUACGAUCGCGACCGUGGGAUCUUGGAUACCGAGCUCACGGACCUCGCGCUCGGAUUCAAUACCCCACUAAGGAUGAACAAGGCCCAGCGGGUCGCUACUGGCGAAUCAUCAAUGACCCAUGCCAUGGUCAUCACGGGUGUGCAUCUGGACGGCGAACAGCCGGUUCGGUGGCGCGUAGAGAAUUCGUGGGGCGAGGAGGCUGGAAAGAAGGGUUGGUUCGUGAUGGCCGACCGAUGGAUGGACGAGUACACCUUCCAGGCUGUUGUUGACUUCAACUUCGUCCCGGCCAAUGUUAAGGCUAUCCUUAAACAAAGCCCGAAGGUUUUACCGCGGUGGGAUCCGAUGGGAGUGCUUGCUUGA